GGGAAUGCAAGUGCUUUUUUUUUUUUUUUUUUUGUUAUGUUAUCUCUUUUUUGUGUGUGUGGUUGGCGACUCUUAGGCUCAGCCUUUUGCAAAUUUGCCUCUCGUCUUAUUUCCUCUUCUUUUCCUUUGCUUUGGGCCACUAGUCUUUCGCUUGAGGGAGAGAUGGAGAAAAACUGAGAAUUUGAGAAUAACGAAACUUGUUAUCGUUGAAGAAACUCAAUUACAGUUUCGGUUUCUUCCUGAAUAUGGCAGCAAUAGCAGGAGGAUCAUUUGGAGUCCCAAGCUCUCGUAUCUCUAUAGCCACUCCAACUCUCUCUUCCUCUUCUUUGCUUCCACCACUAACAUUGCAAUCAGUUACUAGAAAGGAUAACCUUUUGCGGUGUGCCGUGCAAGAGUCUUCCACUUCUGCUGUCACUACUGAGAAGAAAGAUAAAGAAGACAAAAAUGAGUCAACAGUGGCGGUUCCGGCAAAGAAACCUAAACCCGCAGCUGCGGUGGCGAAACCGCUGAGACAAAUGAUGGAAGAAGACGUGAUUCCUCCGUUAAAAGCCAUUCUUGAAUCUCAAGACGAUAUCUCUGAGAUCGAUUUAUCUUACCAAGACGAUAAGUUGGAAGGUUUUUUCUUGAAGAAAAGUAUUCCAUAUUCCUUUUGGGCCUUCUUCCCUACUGGAAACCUUACAGGAGCAAAAGGAUUUUCAAUAUCCUCACACGGGUCAGGUCCGAGCACCGUGGAGCCGUUUCUCGUUGACGAGAGGAAACCAACCGCAAACCACGUUGUGUUUUGGGUCGAGAAGCGCCUCGCUGCGCAAGGGAUCAUUCCCGUUUGGAACCAAUGAUGUUUUUAUUCACUUGUAAUUAUUACAUUUGUAUACCAACUAAAAAUUGAAGAAAACAUAAAAAUCCUUGUCUCAAAAAUGGAUUAAGAAACACAUGGCCCUCU
This is a messenger RNA of Arabidopsis lyrata subsp. lyrata, 940 nucleotides long. RefSeq lists its product as uncharacterized. The coding region runs from base 246 to 836 and encodes 196 amino acids. The transcript has 5 exons. The record is from RefSeq and is a predicted model, not a curated record. Lineage: Eukaryota; Viridiplantae; Streptophyta; Magnoliopsida; Brassicales; Brassicaceae.